CCACUGCAACCACCUAACCCCGGCCAUGCAUCUCCGGCCGGCAUGGACGGACCACUACCUAGCUCCAUACCACUCUUGACUACUACUGUACAUACUAGUAGCUCUCCCAAGCCCUGGAGCUCUAUAUAUAUGCACGCCUCGCCCUUCAACCUCCCUCCCCCCUGACACACUUGGGCUCACACACAGUUCAUUCACACACUCCUACGACUACGCUUGGAGCUCAGCUGGCCGGCAGCGGGCAGCCAUGAAGAAGAAGGCGACGGCGAGGCGGCAGCGCAUCCCGGCGUUUGGGGAGUGGAACUACGCCUACGUCGGCGCCGGCGACUGGCCGGUCACCCAGUACUUCGACUCCGCCAUGCAGGCCGGACGACUCGUCAUGGCGAUACCACCGCCGUCGCCGCCCAAGCCUGCAGCCAACAAGGUGGUGAAGUGGAGGGAAAGUAGUGGCACACUUGAGCUGGAGGACGAGGACGAGGACGAGGACGAGAAGCAGCGGCAGCAGCAUGUGGUGGCAGUGGGGCACGGUGGCGCGGUGAAGAAGCAGGGGAAGCAGCAGCAGCAGCAGCAGAGCCCGGUGGCCCACGCCUACAGCAAGGCAUGCCGGCGGGUAGGGGCGGCCGCGGCGGUGGUGAAGGCCAUGGACCAGGACCUCUACCACAUCCCGCCCGACAUGCUCUGCCAUGAGCCCAGGAAACGGGUGACGAGGAGGAGCCUGUGGAUGGGCUGCCUGGGUCUCGACUGCGUGGCCUAGGGAUCCACCACCAUGCCGAUGAGGGAUGACUGCUCAUCAUGCGUCGCGCGCGCCUGCCUUGUUUUGCGUGUGCCUCCCCCGUCCCGUCCACCGUCCUGUAAAGACACUUCAUCACUCGUCGAUCCCGUAGCAGAAAACCAUGUCCAUCAUGGUGUCACACUCGUCUGUCUCUCUGUUUUUUUUUUCUUUUUUUUGGGUACGCCGGCGUGGAGUAGUAGCUAGACAGGCAGCUGACGGAUGCGACCUUGAUGUGGCCGUGCCUGCCUGCCUCUGACGCCCCGUUCCGGCCGGCAACGUCAUUUCCCCGUGCCGGAGACCACUCGAGCGCUGCUUUUCUGAUUUCCAUGUCGUCGUCGUCCGUGCCGUUGGCGAGGAGGGAGCUGCUGUACGGCCCCGGUGAACCCGGCGGAAAAGGGUGUGCGUUUGUGGGGAGAAGGGUUGAUGACAUGACAUCAUGGCCUUGUAUUACUUCACGCCAACUCUGAAAUAGUUUUCUGAAAGAAAAGGUGCUCCAAAAAGCCUUGUUCUAUGGGUGUCGCGCGCUGUGUUUGGCGAGUUGCUUGUCUCCAGGGAGACGGCCUUGUUGUGUUAUUAGUAGCUGUUGUGUUACCGUGAUAAGAUUCCAUCUCCUAUGGGGAUUUG
Sorghum bicolor (sorghum) is the source of this 1393-nucleotide messenger RNA. RefSeq lists its product as uncharacterized. The coding region runs from base 245 to 751 and encodes 168 amino acids. The record is from RefSeq and is a predicted model, not a curated record. The transcript has 4 exons. Lineage: Eukaryota; Viridiplantae; Streptophyta; Magnoliopsida; Poales; Poaceae.